AUGAGUUCUAUCAAGGAAAAGAUUCCUCACGGUGGCUUGUCUACCGUUGUGGAUUUCGAACAGGGACAUACGCAACUCGGAACAAUUCAUGAUGUACAGAACCUCACGAUGCUUGGCUACAAGCCAGAACUACGACGCAACCGAUCCAUGUUUACUUUAUUAUUCCAAUCGUUAGCGAUCGCUGCCAUACCAUAUGGCUUUGGCGGUCCUCUUAUUAGCGCUAUCUAUGGGGGUGGUCAACUACCGAUGUUUCUAGGAUGGAUUGUAGUUUUAAUACUCGGCGAAUGCAUCGCCCUAUCACUAGGCGAGCUGGCCUCUCGAUAUCCGACGUCAGCGGGCCCUUACUAUUGGAGCUUCCAGCUCGCCAGCCCGAAAUAUCGAACAGUUCUCUCUUUCAUCACCGGCUGGACAUGGCUUAUCGGAAAUUGGACUAUCACUCUGUCGGUCAACUUUGGGUUCGCGUCCAUGCUGGCUGCGGCAGUGUCAUUGUUCAAGCCAGACUUCACUGUAGAGGCCUGGCAACUCUUGCUUAUCUUCUAUGCCGUGUGUAUCCUUACGUUCUUCAUAGUUGCCUUUGGCAAUGCAAUUCUCCCAUUAGUCGACACGAUAUGUGCUAUAUUUACAGCCAUUAGCAUCGUCGUUACUUGCAUCUGCCUAUCCGUGAAAGCAGAUGUUGGCAGGCAUUCUCCUAGCUACACCUUGGGACAUUACGAUACAUCGCUCUCUGGCUGGGAGGACUUUUCAUUUUGGAUUGGCAUCUUACCUGCCGCCUAUACGUUUUCGGCUAUUGGGAUGAUCUCGUCAAUGGCAGAGGAGUGUGGUGAUCCCACAGUUAAGCUACCAAACGCAAUAUCUCUUUGCAUACCAGUUGGCGGUAUUGCUGGGUUAUUCUUUAUAAUUCCUCUAUGCGCAACAUUGCCAGACUUAGCGGAUGUAAUCACGGCACCAGUAGGCCAAGCAUUGCCGUAUAUCUUCGGAAAAGUCAUGGGAUCACCUGGAGGCGGUCUCGCUCUUACUUUACUGGUCCUUAUAAUCACCUUAUUUUGCUCAAUAUCCAUUACUUGUGCGGCAUCGAGAUGUACAUGGGCCUUCGCGCGGGACAAUGCCAUCCCAUUUGCUCGCCUCUGGUCGAAGAUAGACGAACGUCACGGCACGCCGAUCUGGGCACUUGUGCUUACAACGCUCAUUGAGAUGCUCCUUGGACUAAUCAACCUGGGAUCUUCAUCGGCAUUUCUUGCCUUUGUGUCAGUUGGCGUUAUAUCCCUUGCCGUAUCUUACGGGAUACCCAUCGCUAUCUCAUUAUUUCAUAAUCGCAAGGAAGUCAAUAGCGCUAAGUGGACUUUGGGAAAAUACUUAGGAUUGGUGGUUAAUUUGCUCGCGAUAGCUUGGAUUCUUUUCGAAGUAGUAUUAUUUUCCAUGCCUACCGUGUUACCAGUAACCGAGGUCAAUAUGAACUACGCAAUCGUAGUCUUCGUUGGGUUUAUGGUUCUUAGCGCGAUAUGGUAUGGCAUAUAUGCUCGGAAAGUGUAUCGGGGACCCCCAGAAUCAGACGGACUUGCUGUCGAUUCUUAG
This is a messenger RNA of Daldinia childiae, 1572 nucleotides long. Its product is annotated as putative amino-acid permease C15C4.04c. The transcript has 7 exons. The record is from RefSeq and is a predicted model, not a curated record. Gene Ontology annotation, cellular component: membrane. Gene Ontology annotation, molecular function: transmembrane transporter activity. Gene Ontology annotation, biological process: transmembrane transport. NCBI's taxonomy places the organism in Eukaryota, Fungi, Ascomycota, Sordariomycetes, Xylariales, Hypoxylaceae. The coding region runs from base 1 to 1572 and encodes 523 amino acids.